AUGCGCGAGGACGGCAACUUCGCGCUCAAUUGGCGAGAAUGGAAAUCAUCGUUCGAUUAUUAUCUUAGUGCGUUGGGAAAGGACACCGCUCCCGCUAAGGAGAAAUGUGCAUUAUUUCUUCAUGUUAUUGGGAGAUAUGGACGUGAAAUUUUUGAAGAACUAGAUUUGAGUGAGAUUUUGAAGGUAGAUUACGAAAAGCGGAGAGGUGCGGGCGCCGAUCAGGCUGCGCUGGCGCCGACGUCCGCCGAUCCGGCGCUGGAUGAGUUAGGAGCGGGAGCGCGAGGCCGCGGUCGGUACACCGCGCGCCGCCUGCCGCAGCGAUAUCAACCACGACCGCAGCGAGCAUACAAGUUGGAUUACGGUGAUGGAAGUGCUUAUGCGUGUGAUAAGUGCGGCCACAGACAUGGAAGUGAUAAUAAAUGUUCGGCACGUAAUUUGAAGUGCUUUAGCUGUGAUCGAGUAGGUCAUUACGCUAAAUUGUGCAAAGCGAAAAUUGUUAGUGAAGUCAACCACGAUGAAGAGGAUGAAAGUAUGUCGGCCGAUAUUGAAGACGCUGUGGCCCGCUGCGAACCAUGCCAGCGCCACCGCACCGCCGCGCGCCGCGAGCCGCUUGCACCGCACCCUGUGCCCGAGCUGCCAUGGGAAAUAUUGGCGGCUGACAUUUUUGAAUUCCACAAGAAACAUUACUUAUUAAUAGUAGAUUAUUAUUCAAACACAACUGUUAAUGGGAAGACCGCUCAAAACGAGGCUUCCUGCGUCACAACAGGUGCUUGCUCCGCGAGCCGUGCUUCCACA
Iphiclides podalirius (scarce swallowtail) is the source of this 795-nucleotide messenger RNA. The record is from the annotation of a GenBank genome assembly. Lineage: Eukaryota; Metazoa; Arthropoda; Insecta; Lepidoptera; Papilionidae.